CUCACAUGAUGGAGCUGAAUGUAAUCAAGGAAAUCUGCUGUUUGACCUGCAGUGCACUGAGAGGGAGGGACAGUUUUAAUGAGUCAUGUUGUAUAACUAGGCUGAAGUUACUUCACUUGGCUGGAGUUACCGGCACUGACAGCACAGUGUGAUGAUGGCGGCCAUAGAGGAUCCUCCGUUCUCUCUGCUGAGUCUGGAGGAUGAGCUGACCUGCAGCAUCUGUCUGAGCCCCUUCGACUGUCCGGUCACCAUCCCAUGUGGACACAACUUCUGCCAGGACUGUCUGCUGACCACCUGGACGGACUCCUACAGCUGCCCUCAGUGUCGGACCCUGUUCGCCACCAGGCCGGAGCUGAAGAAGAACACGGUCCUCAGCACCGUGGUGGAAACGUUCAGGAGCCGAGCUGGAGGUCCGAAGGAAGAGCUGAGCGGAGCCGAGGAGGAGAAGAAGAAGGAGAUGAAGGUCUGCUGCGACACGUGUAUGGAGGCGGAGGCGGCGCAGACCUGCCUCACCUGUAUGGCCUCUUUCUGCGAGGAGCACCUGCGGCCUCACCGGGAGAAUCCCACCUUCCGGGUCCACCAGCUGAGCGAGCCUGUGGGCGACCUGACGGAGCGCAUCUGCCCCGAUCACCACAAGCUGAUGGAGCUGUUCUGCAGCCAGCACGGCCGUCCGAUCUGCAGCCUCUGUCUGCAGCAGGUCCACAGAGGAUGUUCCUUCAGGAGCCCGGAGGAGCAGCGGAGCCUCCUGGAGUCGGGCUUCAGAGACAAGUUGGCUUUGCUGAAUGAUAAGAUUGAGAAAACCGAGACGGCGAUGAGUCAGUUAAACGAGGCUCAGAACAACCUGAAGGAUGCAGCAGCCAAAAGAAAGGCAGCUCUGUCAGCUUUGUAUCAGCAGAUUCAGGACAUGUUGGCUCUGGAUGAACGAGAGGCCCAACAUGAGGUCGACUGUGAGCUGGAGGCCGGUCAGACGAAGCUCCGGGACCUGAUGAAGAGGUACACUGAGAACAAUAAGAAGAUGAGAAAAGCCAGAGAAGAUAUCAACAGCCUGCUGAGUCGAUCCCACACCUCGGCUUUCCUACAGGCUUCAUUCAACUUGCCUAAAGUUGUAAAGUCUGAGCCUCACGUACCGCGAAUUAACCUGGACUCCAAGAAGGUGACGGCUGCAGAGACUUUUGCUGCUAAGCUGAAGGAAAAUCUGACGGAGAUUUUUAAGCAGCCCGCAGAGACCAGAUUAGCUUUAACUAAAGAAGAACUGAACCCCAGAAAUGUAGCAUCUGGUGAAAAAGCAGCUCCUGCCUCAGGAACUGCGACGAAAUAUCCUGGAUCCCAGCCUGAAUCUGAGCUUUCAAAGCAGAAACAUCGGAGCAGGUCCCAAAGUCCAGGUCGCCCUCCCAUCCGGCCAGUCUUCCAGCCAGUUUUUAUACCGAGUUCUUCCUACAUGGGGCCUCUGAUGGGCUGGAGUCAAUCCCAGUACCCUCAGUUCCAGUCACCAGGCUCUCCAUUUCUCACAGCACAAAUGACAAAACAAGAUAAAAAGCCGCCCAGUGCUCCAGGAGGAAAUAAGCCAGCUGGGAAAGAUAAACCCAGAAACCAUCCACCUUCAGCACAACAUCCACGUCCCGAUUUGUAGAAGCAGCAGCAUUUUGCGUUUAUUUCUGCAGUCCUGCCACAUGGAGGCACUGUGGGAUUCAUGCAUUAUAUUAUUAAUGACUUAAUGCCACUAUUCUACUGCUUAAACCUCGUGUUGUUCUGCAGGUCAAAACUGACCCAUUUGAAAGUUUGAAAAUGUGGAAAAAAACUAUAUUUUCACAAUGAAACUUCUGAUGUCUACAUUUUCAACAUUUUCGAGAAAUGUUUGAAUAUUUUUUGGUGGAAAAAAAGAAAUGUUAAAAAUGUUUCUUAAGAACUUUCAGAAAAAUAAUCAACCAAAUUCCAGCAAAUUUCACUCGAUUUUGGUUGAUUUUUUUUUGUGAAUGUUCUUAAAAAAAAUUAGAUGUUUUACUGAUAUAUAUGUAAUCACUUUAGAUAUUUUUAGGAUUUUUUGGGGGGUGAGAUUUUUACAAAUUUUUUGAAAAUAUUUACAAGAAUUUUCUUGCCAGAUUGGUGCCUGUAAAUGAAGACAACAGCACGGUUAAACCUCUGAAUUCUAAUAAAAUGGUAAAAUGGCACUAUUUACUAGAGCCAGAAACUA
This is a messenger RNA of Acanthochromis polyacanthus (spiny chromis), 2191 nucleotides long. Its product is annotated as E3 ubiquitin/ISG15 ligase TRIM25-like. Gene Ontology annotation, molecular function: zinc ion binding. The transcript has 9 exons. The record is from RefSeq and is a predicted model, not a curated record. Lineage: Eukaryota; Metazoa; Chordata; Actinopteri; Pomacentridae. The coding region runs from base 152 to 1630 and encodes 492 amino acids.